This is a messenger RNA of Rhipicephalus sanguineus (brown dog tick), 1132 nucleotides long. RefSeq names its product brain-specific homeobox protein homolog. Gene Ontology annotation, biological process: regulation of DNA-templated transcription. The record is from RefSeq and is a predicted model, not a curated record. Bases 127 to 924 code for a protein of 265 amino acids. Gene Ontology annotation, molecular function: DNA binding; DNA-binding transcription factor activity, RNA polymerase II-specific. NCBI's taxonomy places the organism in Eukaryota, Metazoa, Arthropoda, Arachnida, Ixodida, Ixodidae. The transcript is spliced from 3 exons.
CACACGCGUUGAAUUCGCGUCAGCGACGGCGAAUGCUUCGUCAUGCGGGCAUCCGACGAUCAGCAGCAUCGGCGGAGCGACGCGUCGUCGACGUGAAAACGACGUCCCUUGACCUCGUGGUGGGCGAUGCGUUUCCCGGAGUCGGUGGCCGCGUCGACGACAGCGAACGCUGAAAGAAGCGAUACGAUGAUGAGCGCGUUCUAUCGCAAGGCCGUAGCCGUGAGCGAGGACGACGGUGGUGAGACGGCGACCGGCUACCGACAGAAGAUGUCGCCGCGCCGUUCGUUCAUGAUCGCUGACAUUUUGACGGCGCCGCCGGGUACACCCCUGGCCGACUCCCCGCUCUGCCUGGGCCCGUCUCCCAUGCACGUCCGCGGAUCGGCGGUGACCUCGCAGGGCGGUGCGGCCGGUGGACCGACUUGCCUGCAGACGCCGCCGCUGGGUCCCAUAUACUCUCAGGGAUCGGCCGUGGCCGCGUUCCUUCCGGCCGCCCACUUCAUCGGCAAGUCCAUCGAACAAGGAUCCUUCCUUCUGUCGCCAGGGCUGGCGUUUCCGAGCCUGUUCGGGGGCCCGGGCAGCUGCGAGCCCGGUUCACGUCCCUGCCGCCGCCGCAAGGCGCGCACCGUGUUCAGCGACCAGCAACUGCACGGACUCGAAAAACGCUUCGAGGCACAGCGCUACCUCUCCACUCCCGAGCGCCUCGAGCUGGCCACCGCGCUCAGCCUGUCCGAAACACAGGUUAAAACGUGGUUCCAGAACCGGCGCAUGAAGCACAAGAAGCAGAUGCGCAAGGUGGGCGAGGACACUUCGUCGACAGCGGUGGCGACCAGACAUGCACUGACGGACGACUCGAACCCGGGAUCCUGCGGCUCAGACCUGGAUGGCGAACUGGACGUCGUCGGAGACGGCGGCGCGGCGCGGUAGAGAGGCGCCAAGCCUUCUGCAACAAGGGCAGCUAUUACUCGACUGGCUGAUCUUCUGAUGUGUAUAUAUACAUAUGGCGACCAACAAUUAUAGUUAUGAUGAGCGUGUACAUUGACUUGGCGACGUUACAGCAGCGAGCACGGACAAGUUGAAAGAUUAUGCCGCUUUCCGUAUCGCUCCUGAGGGAUAAUGUAAUAAUUGUUGCGAC